Molecule: messenger RNA, 1023 nt
Organism: Paramecium tetraurelia
Lineage: Eukaryota; Ciliophora; Oligohymenophorea; Peniculida; Parameciidae
Exons: 1
Source: RefSeq, a predicted model, not a curated record
AUGACAUAAAUUUUUGAAUAAAUUGCUGUGAAACCUGCCAAAAUAAAUUGUACUUCAAUUUAAUAUUAGAACUUCAAUUUAUAAGGCAAGGUAUCAUUGCUAUUUGAAGCUAUGAAUUAAAAAUGCCUCGAUCUUCAUUCUAAAAUUUAUCUUGAUUUGCUAUAAGAAUCAAUAUAAGAAGAUUAUAAUGAUAAUAUUCUGAGAUUUCAAUCAUUAAAAUUAUAUAAGCAGUCCUUAAUCUAAUCUAUGUAAAAUGAACCUUUAGAUAAUUUAACAAUUGAUAGGUGCUUUGAUAUCAACUCAACUCAUGUAUUUAUUAUGUAAAAUACCACUUAACCUGAAGUUGAUCUAACGGUCAAAAUAUAAAACUUAAAAUAAUAUACAAAUAAUUUAAACAGAACCCUAAAAUAUUUUAGAAAGCUAAAAAUACAAUUUUAGGAUGAGCUAUAACUAAAUUAAUAUACAUGGAAUGAAUAAGUCUUUCAACAGUAUUAAAGCUCACAAGAUUGCUUAAGAAAUUAAUUAUACUACCUAGAUGACAUUUAUUCAAAUUUUUCAAAUAUAAAUUUACAAAAUGAAGUACUUUAUUAGGCUAUUGUUGAUUUGUUAAAGUUCAUUCCUUUAAUUUCAGAGGAAACAUAAAAUACAAUUAUAGUAAACAAAGAGCCCUUGGUUUUUAAUGGAAAUGAAAUUAUUUGGUAAUUAAAAAGAAGAACAAGAUCAUCAUUCAAUUCAUAAUUUAAUAUUGAACCAGCCUAAGAAGAUUUUCUAGUAGAUUAUAUUUAAUUGGAAUCACUUUAAUUUUAAAAAAAUCCGUUAAGAUUCAGUUCAGAACUAAAAGAAUUACUCAAAACUUAAUCUAAUGACUCAACACUAAAAAUAUACACAUAAUAUUACUAUCUAACAUAAUUGAAAAAUGUCUACCAUAAUAAAUUUAUAUCAUAUGAAAAUUUUUCAUCUAUUUAUGGUACAAACUUUGGAUCCUAUCAAGUUUGUAAAAAAUACUACUUAAUAUUUAUCUGA